AUGAAGAUGCUUCAGCCAUGCCAGCAUGCAAACACACAAAGGAAGAGUUUAAAACCUGAGGUGGAAAGGCGACGUCGGGAAAGAAUAAACAGAAGUUUGGAGAACCUGAAAACUCUUUUGAUUGCAGCUCAUGUAAAUGGCGGGCGAAGGUUGGAGAAAGCAGAGAUCUUGGAACAGACGGUCCUCUUCCUGCAGCAACACGCCAAAAAUAAGAAGCAGCAGCUACAUUUCUAUCAAAAUGACAUCUCCUCUCGCCUGCAAAGAGCUGCCAACUUCUUGCAAACUGAAAGCAAAGGCUUCUCCUCCUCCUCGUCUUCAACUUCUUCAUCUUCUUCCUGGCCUUCUGGUUCCCCUCUGGCUCUUGGUGGUCCCUCCAGGACAUCCCAUAAGAAGCCCAAUACAGCGGGGAGCCUGUGGAGACCCUGGUCCUGA
This is a messenger RNA of Nerophis lumbriciformis (worm pipefish), 432 nucleotides long. The record is from RefSeq and is a predicted model, not a curated record. Lineage: Eukaryota; Metazoa; Chordata; Actinopteri; Syngnathiformes; Syngnathidae.